Arachis ipaensis is the source of this 1260-nucleotide messenger RNA. RefSeq lists its product as uncharacterized. The record is from RefSeq and is a predicted model, not a curated record. Lineage: Eukaryota; Viridiplantae; Streptophyta; Magnoliopsida; Fabales; Fabaceae.
AUGGAUGGUGAGGAAAGUUUUGUGGCUCUAGUCCACUGCUCAGGAAAAAUUCAAAAGAGCAAAAGGCAUGGUGUAAAAUUUACGGAUAGAGAAUCGUUUAGUAUUUUUAUCCGGUCUUCGAGUACGUUGGCAGAGAUUAAGCUCAGCAUAUUACAGAAGCUCGGUGCUUGUGGGACGAAGUGGGUAAAAAAGUUGUUUUACAAGAUUCUCAUUGCCGUUGUGUCAGCUGGUGUGAGAUAUGAGACCUUUGUGAUAGGGCCCGAUGAAGACCUACAGGUCUUGUUUCACUGCAGGCAUAGUUUUUCGGAGGUGAUGAGAAUACCGGAGCUGCUUGCGAAGUUGGAAUAUGGUGUCGACAGCCCCGGGGCAUCGACACCGAAUCCUCAGUCAACGACGGUGGGUGGUGCCUCGACAUCGAUGCAUGUGGUAGCAGCGGUAGUUCUGAAUCCUGAUCCUCAACGUGUUGCGGCUGUUCAUGCUGGUGUGCCUCCUGUUGUGCCUGAUUUUGAAUUUGAGGCCGGACCGGAUCGAGUUGAGAAUGCGAUGCGGGACGAUGAUUCGGAUGACAAGCCGGUCGCAAUUGGUGGGGACAGUGAUGAUGAUAUUCCGAGCGGUACACCUACACCUCAUGGAGGUUCCGGUUAUGGCACACAACAGUAUCCUCCGCACCUGUCAUCGUUGAACUUGGAAGCUAUCGGCCAACACCAGAAUGUAGAGGCAACCUUUGUGGUCCAGGGUAUGCAUGAUGCGAAUCCUUUAAUGGAAUUUCAGAUUGGUCAAUCGUUCCAGAGUAAGGAGGAAGUUGUGCUGAGUGUAAAAGAUUACAGCGUUCGGCGUGGAGUUGAGUACAAAGUUAUGCAAUCAUACCAUCUGAAAUACCAAGGAAUAUGCAAGGAGUUUGGUAACGGGUGCGCGUGGUUGAUUCGUAUCACACUGCAAAAACGGAAGAGCACAUGGGAGGUUAGGAGGUGCAAUGGACCACACACGUGUAUGGCCACAUCAAUAUCGAGCGACCACAAACAGUUUGAUUAUCAUGUCAUAUGUGUGAGGAUCUUUCCAUUGGUUAGAGUUGAUGCGUCGGUUACGAUUAAGGUGCUGCAAGAGGCAACAUGUGGUUUCAGGCCUAGUUAUAGGAAGGUGUGGUUGGCGAAGCAGAAGGCUGUAGCACAGAUCUAUGGCGACUGGGAGGAGUCCUGUGGUGAUCUGCCCGCUAGAUCCUUGGGGUCACAUCUACCAUGGACGGUUCCGUUGCUCUGCUGA